UAUACAGUCGUCCAUAUCCUAACCAGGUGCACGGUCUCUGGGUCUGACCCUCUGUGGAUGCUACCGUCCUCCUGUUGUUUCCUCCUUCCUCUUUUCUGCCUGACUAGACGCUAACAUGGCUUUCUACAAGCACUCAGGUCCCAGGAGUUAUCUGACCUCCACCAUGACCGACCGCUUCGACUGCUACUACUGCCGUGACAACCUGCACGGGAAGAAGUACGUGAAGAAGGACGACAAGCACGUCUGCACCAAGUGCUUCAAUAAGCUCUGCGCCAACACCUGCGCCGAGUGCAAACGCCCCAUCGGCGCCGACUCCAAGGAGCUGCACCACAAGAACCGCUACUGGCAUGAGGACUGUUUCCGCUGUGCCAAGUGCUACAAGCCGCUGGCCAGCGAGCCGUUCAGCGCCCGAGAUGACGGCAAGAUAAUGUGCGGAAAGUGUGGCUCCCGGGAGGACGGAAACCGCUGCCAGGGCUGCUACAAGGUGGUGAUGCCAGGAACCCAGAAUGUGGAGUACAAAAACAAAGUGUGGCACGAGGAAUGCUUCACCUGCUUCGACUGCAAGCAGCCGAUCCGUACGCAGAGCUUCAUGACCAAGGGCGACGACAUCUACUGCACCGCCUGCCACGACAAGAAGUUCGCCAAGAAAUGCUUCCACUGCAAGCAGGCCAUCACCUCCGGAGGGAUCAGCUACCAGGACAACCCCUGGCACUCCGAGUGCUUCGUGUGCAAAACCUGCCGCAAGUCUCUGGCAGGAACUCGCUUCACUUCUCACGAGCAGGACGUCUACUGCGUCGACUGUUACAAGACCGACGUGGCCAAGAAGUGCAACGGCUGCAAGAAUCCCAUCACAGGGUUUGGUCACGGCACCAACGUGGUGAACUACGAGGGCUACGCCUGGCACGAGUACUGCUUCAACUGCAAGAGGUGCUCCCUCUCUCUGGCCAACAAGCGCUUCGUGAUCAACAUAGAUCACAUUUACUGCCCCGACUGCGCCAAGAAGCUGUAAUGGGCAUGAUCACAUGUGCACAGGAGUCUCACCAAAACUGAUGAAACGAUCAUCUUUUAAGGAUUUUUGGUAGUAAAAAAAGUUCUAAUUUGAAACCAGUCUGUUUCAAAGAGACUCCUUGAUUUCCUUCAGUAGGAGUGUGAUGAUGUGCACCAUUAGUCUAAUCUAAUCCAGGAUUCUGGACUGCUUUACUGGAAUCUUUUUGAGAAUGAAAUGCUUUCUACAAGCCUGCUGCUGCUCACACAUACCAGCUUUUAUCAAUAAUCUGUUAGAUCUCCGAAUGUUUGAACGGAUUAGGAGGGUUUCUGAAAUGCUGAAAUAUACACUGCUCAUGUAUUCUGAGUUUUGAGUGGAUUUCAAUGCAGAUCAAGAAUAAAAGGAAGUGAUGCGGAGAAAAGAAAAGAAUGAAUCUUGG
Molecule: messenger RNA, 1424 nt
Organism: Salarias fasciatus (jewelled blenny)
Lineage: Eukaryota; Metazoa; Chordata; Actinopteri; Blenniiformes; Blenniidae
Gene: fhl1a
Product: four and a half LIM domains 1a
Exons: 6
Coding region: 116-1009 (297 amino acids)
Biological process (GO): muscle organ development
Molecular function (GO): transmembrane transporter binding
Source: RefSeq, a predicted model, not a curated record